Aspergillus heteromorphus CBS 117.55 is the source of this 2681-nucleotide messenger RNA. RefSeq names its product RINT-1 family protein. Gene Ontology annotation, cellular component: Dsl1/NZR complex. The transcript has 5 exons. NCBI's taxonomy places the organism in Eukaryota, Fungi, Ascomycota, Eurotiomycetes, Eurotiales, Aspergillaceae. Bases 15 to 2495 code for a protein of 826 amino acids. The record is from RefSeq and is a predicted model, not a curated record. Gene Ontology annotation, biological process: regulation of ER to Golgi vesicle-mediated transport; retrograde vesicle-mediated transport, Golgi to endoplasmic reticulum; endoplasmic reticulum to Golgi vesicle-mediated transport.
CAAACACCCAAGCAAUGGCCACUCCCCUGCCUGUCCUGUCGUCGCAUGAGAGGACUCGGGUUGAGGACUACCUGAACGACAAGCUGCAGGUCUCCGCCGACUUCGAGAGUCUCGACUCAUUGUUGACGAGUCUUCGGGCCCAGCAUGAUCUCCAACGCAAGCAGUUAGCGGAAGCGCAAGAAGCCCUCUCCAAUGCCUCGAAAGCCUCCGACGACCAUGCCGAAGCCACUCGGAAGCGGGCCGAAGCGUUCAACGAGCAGCAGGCGGACAUCGACCGGCGCCUGAAAGCUCUCACGGGAUCGGACUCCAGCGACGAGGCAGCAAAACGCUUCGAAGCGAGCAUUGAGAAGCUACGGAGGCUCGAGAUCUCCAGGAACUAUAUGACUUUGCUCAAGGAGGCGGAGCAGUUGAGCAAGGAAGCCGUGAACAACAUCAAAGACCAGCCCCACGUCGCGAUCAAAUCCUAUACCCGACUGCGGAACAUCUCUCGAUCCCUAAUCGAAGCUCAACCGGCAGCAGAAGGAGCGGCUCCUCACCUGGUCGACUAUGUGGAAAAGCUGGCGUCCGCUCUCAGGGAACAGAUGAAGGCAGAAUUUACUCGACGACUCCAAGGGACGAUGGAGGAGAUGAAAUGGCCAUCGAAGGAUCUAAAUUUCCCAGAAGAGCUACAGGCACAGUGGACGGAAAACAUCAAGUUACUUCUUGGCCUGCAGAAACCGGAGCUUCAGGACCGGGCGUCUGCCUCGGCUCAUAGCAGUACUGAACCCCCAGUCCUGCUGCCAUUGGAGGCGAUGGUACAUCCGCUCGAGCUUCGCUUCAAAUACCAUUUCAGCGGAGACAAGCCGACAAAUAGGCUAGACAAGCCCGAAUACUUCUUAGCCCAUAUCAUGGACCUAAUCAACAACUUCGGUGGGUUCUUCGCUUCAUACCUGCAGCCCAUCUUCGAUGAAGAGGCGCAAAGCGUUGGUGCCGACCUAAAGUGGAAUUUCUACAAUGCCUCCCACGCCUACAUCACGGCACUCAUCCCCGUGCUGAGAUACAAGAUCUCCACGUUCCUCCCUCAGAUAUCGACUCACCCGCAACUCCUCAGUCACUUUGUGCAUGAACUGAUGAACUUCGACAACGAAGUUCGCGAGUCAUGGAACUACCUCCCCGAUCCGUCUUCCAACGAGGACUGGAGGGGAAUGACCUGGGAUGUUUUGACCAAGCAAGGCUGGUUCGACCGCUGGCUGCAGGUUGAAAAGGACUUUGCCCUGGCCCGUUACAAGGAAAUUGUCGACACACCAGAGAGUGGCCACAUCGACUACGAAGGCGUCGAUCUCUCGUCAACCAAGCCGACCAAAGCUGCGAUCCGUGUGAACGACCUUCUCGAGACCAUAACUGAGCGCUACCAGCCCUUGUCGUCAUUCAGCCAGAAGCUCCGCUUCCUGAUCGACAUCCAAAUUACCAUCUUCGACCAUUUCCAUGAACGUCUCCACUCAGCACUGGAAGCCUACCUCGCCAUGACUUCGACGAUCGGACGGACCGUGCAAGGCGCCGACGGCGCCAGCAUCGAAGGCGUUGCAGGAUUGGAGCGGCUCUCCCGGGUCUUCGGAAGCGCCGAGUACCUCGAGAAGAAGAUGGAGGACUGGAGCAACGAAGUUUUCUUCGUGGAGCUGUGGACCGAGCUCCAAGAGCGCGUCCGCCUGAACAAGGACGGAGGCAAGAACGUUGCGGGCAAUAUGUCCAUCGCCGACGUUGCCUCCCGGACCUCCCAAGCCGUCAACAACAACAGCAGCAGCCACGGCCCCGGCACCGCCUCCGAUGGCGCGCUCUUCGAUGAGACAGCCUCCGCCUAUCGCCAGCUUCGCCUCCGAUCCGAAUCCAUCAUCACCUCGACUCUAACCUCGAACGCGCGCUCCGCUCUGAAGCCCUACUCCCGCGUAUCAACCUGGGCCAGCAUCUCCGCGACCACAUCCGCCACUCCUCUCCCCCCCACCUCGGACCUCGCCCCAGUCAUGCGCACCAUUUCCGGGGAGAUCUCGUUCCUCGCCCGCGUGCUGGGCGUCGCUCCCCUGCGCCGCAUCAUCCGUCAAGUCCUCCUCGCCAUCCAGACCUAUAUCUGGGGCAAUAUCCUCACGAGGAACACCUUCUCCGCGGCCGGCGCAACCCAGUUCAUCAGCGACAUGGAGCAUCUCUGCAGCGUCGUCGAUAUUGCGCUCGGACCGGCCGGCCAGACAAGCGGUUCCAUGAAGGUGAUGAGGAAGCUAGGCGAGGGCCUUGUUCUUCUCGGGCUCGACAGCGCCGACCAGAAGGUCGAGAGCGGCGGUGACGCCACACAACAGACCGAAGAUGGUUCCGAGCAAGAUACCCGUGCCGGGCUGUGGGAGGUCGAGAAGCGGCUGUUCAAGGACAACGAAAGCGCCCGAGUUGUCCUCGCGGAGCUGGGUAUCGAGACCCUGACGGAGGCGGAGGCGAGAAGCGUGCUGGAGCGACGAGUCGAGAUCGGGAAUUAGCCCGAAAGAUGAUCGUUGUAUAUAGCAUGAUAUUGAUGCCUUUACUACACAGCUGCUUAAGAUAUCCAUUGCGACCUUCUUCAUUGCGAUUCCAAAUUUGCCUCGCGGCUCCUGUUUAUCCGUGUCUUAUAUACCUCUAUAGAUGAUUCCGAACUUUUCUCUAAUCCUUGUGACCGAUCACUCAUC